CUGUCUGUUGGGCUCGUCCAGUUAGGAGGAGGGAAAGAUCUGCAACAGCAGAAGGAGAGGAAAAGAAGCAGAGAGACAUAAUAGGGAGUAAUCAAGAGGAGGGAGGCAUACAUUUCAGUACACUGUAAGUAUGCGUUGUUUCUAACAGUGAGGUAGGAGGAGAGGAGGAACAGGAGGAGGAGGAGGAAGGGGUGCUUCCUCUUCAGUCUGGGCUGAGCUGCUGAUGUAUCCCAGCAGCCCCAGUCCAUAGCAACAGGAAACCUGGUAUAUAAAGCCGCAUCGCAGGGGAAACCCUCCUAAGUGUUUCUCAGCCGCAGCAUGACCAGGACCGAGAGCCUCAGAGUGUGGACUUAACAAAACAAUGCCCAGCCUAAUCGUCGAACCACUCAACACACAGCACUUCAUCAUGGACAGAGAUGACAGGAAGAGAAACAAGAACAUUGGAAAGAACUUUAUGUGCCGACUCCAGUGCAUGUUCUCACACUCGUCAAGCUCUGAGAGGCUAAGUUUAGAAGAUACCCAACAAUGGUCACAGUCACUGGAAAGGCUUCUCGAGUCUAAAUAUGGACUGGCUACCUUUCGCAACUUUCUCAAAUCUGAAUACAGCGAUGAGAAUAUUGAGUUCUGGCUCACCUGUGAGGACUACAAGAAGAUCAAGUCUUCAUUCAGAAUGUCCUCAAGAGCCAAGAAGAUUUAUGAGCAGUUCAUCAAAGCAGAAUCUCCUAAAGAGAUCAACAUUGACUAUCACACUCGAGAGCAGAUCAAAAGGAACGUCAAGACUCCCACCAUGCACUGCUUUGACGACGCUCAAAAGAUAGUUUAUGGGCUGAUGGAAAGAGACUCGUACCCGCGGUUCCUCCGCUCGGACAUUUAUAGAACUCUCCUGGAAAACCUUGCUGCCGACGCCACGAAGGGAUGAAAGCCCAGUCAAGGGGAGAGAGAGAGGACAUAAAACUCAUAACUGGAAUGUUUGAGCUCCUUCACGAGGAAGGGCUCACAACAAAGAAGGAAGGAGUUAACCUGUGUGGCACACAGACACAUGCAGAGGCCUCACACCUUGCCAUCGUCACUAGAUCCAGAGGCAAACUGGGCCUUAGUCCCACCAUGGGAGCAUCCCCACACUGAGCUGUGCACCACACUCCUGAGGACUAUGUGGCAAGAAGAAGAAGAAUAAACAUGACCAACAUUAAUGAUAAUGACCCUGUAGAGUGCGCCUGCACUGGAUGAUGAGUUUGUGUAUGUAGGCAAAUUGAGCACUUUGACAGUGAAUGAAUCAGUGGGGCCACUGACGCUCGCUCUGACCAUGGAGCUGCGUAAGCAAACCAUGCAGCGGACCUCCUUUGGCCUUCUUUGCAGAGGUGUUUCCUGUGCAGAUUAAGAUAGAGGAUGUUAGAUGCAAUACUCGAUUAGUUGUGUGUGUAUGUGUGUGUGAGAGAGUAUGUGUGUAUCUGAGAGAGAGAGUGUAUUUAGUUGUAGCGUGUAACUGCCACUGACAUAUAAUAAGCUGUCACAAAAAAAGCUGGCGAAUUAUCUAAAGACAGCACAAAGGAAGACAACAAAUCCAUACCAGAGCCAGAGAACUCAAUAGUCAUAUGCCUUGCUUAGUAAAGGGUUGCAGAAGGCCGCUUAGUUCUGGAAGAGGCAUUCUGGGACACUUUAAAGGACUUUUUUUUUUUUUUUUUUUUUUUAGAUUGGACCGAUACAGGUUCUAAAAACUGAUACUGAUAUUUUAGAUUUAGGCUGCCUGUGGGUGAUAUUUUGUGCAAAUAUUUAAUAUCUUUAAUAUCAUUUUCAAACAACAAAUAGUAGUAGUAGUUACUAUUUUUCUUUCAAGAAAAAUACAGGAUAAUUUCAUUUUUAAUAAUAACAAAACAUAAUCAUGCACAUUUUUGUGGGGAAUCUGAACCAAAUUCUGCAUCACAGCACUAAGAACUACCCAUUUACAGCCGGUGAUGUCUAAUGUAAUUCCUCAGCACUCGACCACUGGCCAAAGUCUAAAUCAAAUUCUUACAGCACUUAAGUGAUAACAGUUGUGAUUUUAUGUAACAAAUUAUUUGAGUGGAAAUGUAAUAGAAAUAGUAUGUUUCACAUUGCAUGAUAGGAUGUUAAAACUCCUUGUAUACCCUGAGGAUAGGCCUUAUUACUGCUUUCCAAACCAUGUUGUUUGAAUGUAUUCUUACGGAGUUAAUAGUUAAGUUAAAAGUUAAACAUUGUAUUAUUUAUUGUUAAUUGUCACCAUUUGAGUACAAAGUUUGUUGCAGUGUUGAUGUGCUUGUUAAAAUGUUAGUGAUUUGAAUGACAUUAAAUUAUUUGAAUUGCA
Messenger RNA from Lates calcarifer (barramundi perch), 2320 nucleotides. RefSeq names its product regulator of G-protein signaling 21. The record is from RefSeq and is a predicted model, not a curated record. The transcript is spliced from 5 exons. The coding region runs from base 362 to 919 and encodes 185 amino acids. Lineage: Eukaryota; Metazoa; Chordata; Actinopteri; Centropomidae.